UUUGCAGUGAGCUGUGAGUUCCGAAUUUGAUCCGACGCCAUCCUUGUAUUUUUGUGAUUGUCUGAAAAAAAUCGUGGAAAAUUAGUGAAAACAGGUGGAAAUUUCGUGUGAUUUAUGCCUAAAUCAAUCUCGCUGUUCCGUUAUUUUGAGUUGUUCUUAUUUUUGUUUCAAUUGGUGCCGCGCUAAGCAUGAUGCAAUCGGCGCUUAUAGUUUUCAAACGAGACUCGAGCAGCCAUCUGCAGCAGCACAGUCAGUAGGAAAAGCUGCCUCAUUUUCCACCGUGGAAAAGGGACAGGCCGAAGGUUUAUUGAUUCAUUUAUAUUCCAACAAUGGAACACAGUUAUUCGCGAGAUUUGCGUCCCCCGAUGGAAAACAGUCAGACGGCGUCGACAAGGGCGCUAAUGGUGCACAGGCCACCACAGUGUCCAGCCUGUCACACACACGGUCAUGACGAACGAAUUGACCUGGAGGAAUCGUACAAUCCACCGAUUCCUUCAUACAACGAGGAGAGCGCCAAGAUCGCUAUGAUGGAGAGCGAGAAUGUCACGCAGAUGGUGCGCAAUCUCAACUCCGAGGACAUUGACUGGGAGGAGAAGAUCAAUAAGCUUGGUUGGUCCAUACAACAAAUUCGUUUGUUCAGUAAAAUAACCAAGCUACUUGAUAUGGAUCGGUUGGCGCGAUUAACAAUCGCUGACAAACAGCACGAACCGGUCCACCGGCGAAUGGUUAUUGACAAAUCCGUGGGGCGUUUACGACAGGCCCUGUCUAGUGUAACCUGGGAUCCUCGAUUGACGCAGUGGAUUCACGGAUUGCUAGUGGAAAGCUUGCCUCCGAGCUACCUGGCCGCUUACAUCGAUAUACUGCAGACUUUGAAGGCGAAACUGCCCAAUCUAGUGGACAAGAUGAUUUUUGGAAGACCGAUAAACAUGCAUCAGGAGCUGCUUGGUCCGGUACUCAAGAAACCCUGGGAACCGAUCGUCGCCCACAAGAACAGAAAACUUCCAGGUCAGCCGUACAUCGUGGUGGUGCCAUCGGGACCGAAUAUGACCUCACCGAGCACUCGGCUGCAGAAGUGGUACUCACUUUUUGCAACUAUGGCGUCCGUUAUUCCAAUCACGAUGCCACCGCAGGGGAAUGCCGUGUUGAAGCAAUCGAUUCAGAAUGUGUCGGAACAGAUGGUUGCGGUGACACGCACCAAGAUACAGGAAGUUAGACAAGAAGCGCCCAAUAGGCCUAUAAUUUUGGUGGGAUUCAACGCUGGAGCAGCAUUGGCCAUUCAGAUUGGUCUGGUUGAGGCGGUCAGCUGUAUUGUGUGCCUCGGGUUCGCCUACAAUACAGUGAAUGGAACCAGAGGCGCACCGGAUGAUCACAUUACGGACAUUACAGCUCCGGUGUUGUUCGUUAUCGGACAGAUGUCGGCGAGGUCGAGCCAAGAAGAAAUCGAAUUGCUUCGCGAACGAAUGAUCGCACAAACCUCGCUGGUAGUGGUCGGAUCUGCCGACGACUGCCUACGGGUGUGUAAGUCCAAACGCAAAAUCGAAGGCGUAACUCAAUCGAUGGUGGACAACAUGGUGAUGGAUGAGGUGGCCGAAUUCGCAACCAAUAGCUUGCUGAAUCCCCCAAGACCCAAGCAAACCAUCAAGGACCCCAACGGACAGAAGUCCAAUCUGCUAUUGUCUAACAAUAGCAGUAACUUGACCGCCACUGGCGGGCCACCGCCAAUUUCGUCGGUUGGAGGAGCACCGAAAGCCCCUCCGCUUCCGGUUACUGGUGGUUACAUUCGGAAAAGAAAGAUGAGUCAGUCCGCUGAUGGCAACGAUCCAUCGAAAGCAGCACGAUUCAAUAAACAGCCGCCACAAGCGACUCAACGAAAAACUACCAAAACUCAAAAACAAUCGCGAGCAGAAAAGUUGUUACUGCAGCAGAAUCAGCAAGCAUUGGAUGCUGCUAUUCAAAGUAUUCUACCAUCAACGGACAAGCCAUCCCCUGUACCCAAUGCGAGUAAACCUCCACCGCACAUGACUAAUUAUCAGGUUAGCAGCGGAAAUAAUUUGGAACUUCGUAGUUCGCAAGUCGUGUCCGGCAUGGGUAACUCCCCCAUUGUAUUACCCAUGCUGAAGCGAGAAGGUUCAACCCAUACACAGCCUCCGAUUCCGGCUACAACCCCAGCAGCUUCAUCCACUCCUGAGAUUAAAGUGAUUCCCGCCAAUCAGUUCAUUCAAUUGAAACCAUCAGGAUCUACGCAAAAGUUUGUAACCCUGAAGUCAUCGUCAAAGCCAGUCGUGUCGGUGAUUCCGAAGCCACCAACGCCUUUGGCUCCCGGUCCAUUGGUGAAGCAAACAACACUCCAAUCUCCAAUCGUGUCCCAGCAGCAUUCAUUCAGCCCUACCAAAUUUACUAUUGUUCGAAGUCCUGUCGGUAUGCCAAUGACUCCCACGACCCCAACAACCAUACCCAUAAAAACGUUAAAAUCGCCGCCAACCCCAGAUCUAUCAAAUACGAGCAUUUUCGAUAUGCCUAUAGUAUUUGCCGACAGUGAAGGCAAUAUUCAAGAGAGUUCGCCGCAAAAACCGAUCGACACAAUUAAAACGCCACCCAACAUUAUAACCAUCGGACCAGUAGUGGGCAAUCAUCCCCAAAUUGUGAAAACGGAAACCAUGAACCGCCUCAUCACACUACAACCUUCGAUGAAACCCAAUAAGGUUGUUGUCAUCAACAAAGGAAACAUGAAACAAGUUCCACCAAACUUGCUAUCAUCCGUUACCCUCAACAAAUCAACCUCCAUCACCCCGACUGGAGUGAAGUUCGCCAAAGUGGUUAUCUCCAACCCACUCAAUAAGGCUACAACUUCUACGACACCCACCACAACCAUUCUCCCCCAGAAACUUACCCAAAUCCUGCCCAACCAAAAAAUAGAAAUCAUAAACAACACCGUUGUUAAGUCGGCCCCAAUCACCGCCACUACCACAUCUCAGCAGCAAAAGUUCCAACCAGUCAUCUUGAACGUGGAUCCCACCAAGACCACCACAAUGAAGAAUUUCGUCCGGGUUGGCGAAACACAGAUCCGACCGAUAACCGGCACUUCGAACGUGUCCAUUCCCGCCAAGAUCCCCACCUCGGGUACGAGUGUAACCACGACCAGUCCUGCUGCCCAACUGGCACCCGGGAUUCCCGGCACGAACAAAAUUCUCAUCAAAACGAACUCCCUAGUCCAGUUCGCCAACCGGAAACCGACCAUCCUGAACCGCAGCAUCACGGUUCGGAAGGUCAACAUUUUGCCUCAGUCGCAGGCAAGCAGUGGAGUCAACCCGGUAGCGGUCGGAAACUCUGUUGUGAUUUCUUCUGCACCCAAACCGGUUACCAGCGUGCAGCAACAACAACAACCAAGGGCGCCAUGAAGUGCAAACUAUGCAAACAUAGAGGAUAUAAGUUUUAUCAUGUGAGAAGUUUAUUGAUUGUUUUAUGGAAUAAAACACAGAAUAUCAAGUAUGGUAAGUACCGUUUAUAAAUGUAUUCGAUUGUCAAAGUGAACAACAACCAUAAUAUAUUGACAAUAAUUUAACUAGAACGAUUAUAUUUUGAACCACUGAAAUAUGAAUGCCUUAUCGACGACGUAUGUCUGUAGGUUAGUUAUUAGUCGUCCAAAAUAACCGUAUAUACAUUCUACCUACUAUUGUGAACCACGUAAGGCUUUCAGCAACACAAAAAAUACCAUAGGAAAUAGAAUAAAACAUAUAUGCUAAAUAA
Armigeres subalbatus is the source of this 3747-nucleotide messenger RNA. RefSeq names its product KAT8 regulatory NSL complex subunit 3-like. The record is from RefSeq and is a predicted model, not a curated record. Gene Ontology annotation, cellular component: NSL complex. Lineage: Eukaryota; Metazoa; Arthropoda; Insecta; Diptera; Culicidae. The transcript has 5 exons. Bases 330 to 3398 code for a protein of 1022 amino acids. Gene Ontology annotation, biological process: positive regulation of transcription by RNA polymerase II.